AUGAUUAGUACAGUUCCCAACAUUCCUGGCGAGUUUGUCAAGGACAAUGCACAUCUUAAGGAAAAAGUGGCUGCACUUUUAAAAUUAGAAAGCUACAAAUUUCCAGGUGCACAACCUGUUAGCUUUGGUGCUGAACAUUUGACGGAAAUUGAGCAAGAAGAUUACUUUGUUGCUGAAAAGUCAGAUGGUGUACGCUGUCUUGCUCUAUUAACUGUUAACGAAAGAAAGGAACCAGAAGUGUACCUUUUUGAUAGAAAGAAUAACUUUUAUGUUGUUCGUAACUUUCGCUUUCCUAUUCCUGGAGAUCCAACCUUUAGGAAGUGUCUAAACAACACAAUCAUUGAUGGUGAAUUCGUACUAGAUAAAGAACCCGAUGGACGAAUGCAACUACGGUUUUUAUUAUUUGACUGUCUCUGUAUAGAAUCAAAGGUACUUGUCUCACGCGGAUUGAUGAGCAGGCUUGGCUAUUUAAAGUCGGAUAUCAUCAAGCCGCAUCACGAAAUGAUAAAGAAGAAUCCACAUAUGCUAAAAUAUCAACCAUUUUUAGUGGAAUUCAAGGAACAACAGUUCACUUAUCAUUUAGAUGUUGUGUUUAAUGAAAUUAUACCCAAACUUAAACAUGGAAACGAUGGUUUAAUAUUUACUGCAGUGAAUGCUCCUUACAUGAUGGGAACAUGUAAAAAAAUGUUAAAGUGGAAGCCAUUAAACGAAAACUCUGUAGACUUUAAGGCUUCACUCAUAUUUCCUGGAUCGUCAUUACCAGGAGUAAAGGAUUACACUGCAAAGCCAAAGAUUAACUUGCUUGUAUGGCAAGGUGAUAAAGAAUACAAAGUUUUUGAUCAAUUGGGCAUCACAGAAGAAGAAUGGAAGAAGCAAUUUGGAAAAAAUCCAAAAUAUAUGGAUGGAAAGAUCAUUGAGUGUAACUAUGAUCCAGAAGUCCAGCAGAGGCUCGGUUUGCCAUCUCCAUGGCGGUUUAUGAGAUAUAGAGACGACAAAUUAGAUGGUAACUUCCAAUCUGUCGUGGAUAACGUAUUAAAUAGUAUAAGAGAUGCUGUGUCAAAAGAGCAGCUAAUAGAACAUAUGCCAACCAUUAAAAAGGCUUGGACUAAACGCAAAGAGCAGUCUGGAGAACCCCAGGCAGAUGGAAGACAGGCCAAGAAGCCGAGACAAGAAUGA
Molecule: messenger RNA, 1176 nt
Organism: Rhizopus microsporus ATCC 52813
Lineage: Eukaryota; Fungi; Mucoromycota; Mucoromycetes; Mucorales; Rhizopodaceae
Exons: 9
Coding region: 1-1176 (391 amino acids)
Biological process (GO): 7-methylguanosine mRNA capping
Cellular component (GO): mRNA capping enzyme complex
Molecular function (GO): mRNA guanylyltransferase activity; ATP binding
Source: RefSeq, a predicted model, not a curated record